CGGCGGGGACGGGCGGCUCGGCGGAUGCCGGCGGCGGCGGCGGCGGCGGCGGAGGCUCGGCGGCCCCGGGCGGCGGCGGCGGCGGCGGCUCGGCGGGUGACGGGUCCCGCGCCCCCCGCAGCAUGAUCCGCGGCGCCUGGAUGUACCCCCGCGGGGGCGCCGCCGGCGGGGCCGUGUGCUGCGCCCCGCGCCGCAGCGACAAGCCGGUGGCCGACCCGGAGCGGGCGCAGAAAUGGCGCCUCUCGCUGGCCUCCCUCCUCUUCUUCACCGUGCUCCUCUCCGACCAUCUGUGGCUCUGCGCCGGGGCCAAGCUGCGAGCCCGCGAGCGGAGCGGGGCCGGCCGGGCGAGGGGCCGCUCGCCGCGGGCUCUGCUGGCCGCCGAGCCGGCGGGGGGCAGCUGCGAAGCCCUGCUGGGCAACCUCAGCCGGGCCGGGGGCCACUGCCCCCCCCCCCGCGGCGACCUGGACUCGGCGUGCGCCCGGCUGCACGCCCUGCAGCGCCCGCCGCUCCGCGCGCCGCCCCCCGCCGCCAGGAGCACCCUGCUGCAGGCGCACUUCAGGAACUUCAACCUCUCCUUUUGUGAUACUUACACGAUCUGGGACCUGCUGCGGGAGAUGGGCGGCCCGGACGGCCUGGACUGCAGCCUGGACACCCUGGUGCUGGAGCUGGUGGCGGCCGGGGACGCCUGCAGCACCUGCGUCCAAGCGUACCAGCGCCUGGACCAGCACGCGCAGGAGAAGUACGAGGAGUUCGACCUCCUCCUGGAGAAGUACUUGCAGUCGGAGGAGUACUCGGUCAGAUCCUGCUUGACGGACUGCAAGGCUGUCUACAAGGCCUGGCUGUGCUCCGAGUAUUUCAACGUGACCCAACAACAGUGCCGACAGCGGAUCCCAUGCAAGCAAUACUGCCUGGAGGUGCAGACCAGGUGUCCUUUCGUGUUACCGGACAAUGACGAGCUGAUCUAUGGAGGUUUGCCUGGCUUCAUCUGUACGGGGCUGCUGGAGAACCAGCUGCCCGACGAGGAGGCCAAGUGCUGCAAGGUGCAAUGGGACUCCUGCGACCACCCCCCAGACAGCAACGACAACUCAUCGCCCACGUCCACAGCGUCCGAGUCACUCCAUUUCCACCGCCACGACCCCCACCUCCAUCACCAGCGGCAGAACCACUACCACCUCUACCACCACCACCACCAGUACUACCAGUCCCACUCGCCAUCCUUGCUGCCGGUCUCCGCGGGGUCUCGCCUCGGCAGCAGCAGGAUCAGACUCUGCGUGCUGGUCCUGAUGCUUCUCCACACCAUGGUGUCCUUCUCAAGCGUGCACGGCGGCGGCGGAGGACUCAGCCUGGAGGCCCUGCCCGCUGUGGAGGAGAGCGUGGCGCGGGAUGAGUGACGCGGAGGGGAAGGCUGACCUCCAAGAACGCCAGAUCUCUUUCCACGAAGGGGGGCACAUGCUAUUCCUCCAAUGGGAGGCACGGGAUUGGGGGUGAUGCGCGCACACCCACCCCCACUCAUACCCCCAAGAGCUGCUCGCCGCGGGGCAUCCCCGUGAUGAAGAGUCUCUAAUGCGCACAGGGCUGCGGGACUCGGCGUUGAGAAGGGUUCGGUCAGUAGCAGCCAGGCAGCGCCAGCGCAGGAAGGUACGGCGGGGGGAGCAGAGGAGAGGGGGUCCCUUUGGAAGGAGGGUCUGCCUGGGACUGCCGUGCAUCUCCCGGCCACCUGCCGCGAGUGCCUUGGGCGCCCGCACCGUACCCACCAGCGACGUGCCAAGGGUUUGACAGCCUAGCUCCCGAUUCUUUUCCUUCUCAGUCUACAUCCCAAAGGGCCACGCGGGCAGGGAGGCAGCACCUCUCCGCACAGCCUUGCCUGCCCAUCUCCUGUCCCACGGGAAAAACCCACCAAUUCAAGGCAGAAUCAUCCCUGUGGGGUGCAGCAUCCUCAGCGCGGCAUUCCCUGCCGCACAGCCCGGGCUCAUCCCCACGCUGGUGGGAUUUGGGGCACAGGAGUGGGGCGGUGUUACGCUGCACUGUGGUACUACUUGGGGUUCAUCUCGUUAUCCCCUCAACCUGCUCCUCCAGCCUUGCCUCUCCUGUUCCUCUGUGCAAGGAGGUGGAGGGGGAGAGGGAGGGAGGAGGUGCAGAGCAGGAAGGUCCCCAGCAUCCCUGUGUCCCUCUGUCCUGAUGAUUUGGUUUAACCUCUUUUGGCUUCUUUCCUGGCUGGAGUGACAGGGCUCUAGGAUGAGACAGGGAGAUGUGGCUCCAGCAGUGCACAGGCUCAGCAAAGAGUGGGAUUGCACAUGGUAACAAUUGGACGCAGGGCAUCGGAAGGCAUCCUUCCAUCCUUCCCAGCUACAAAUCAUCGCCUGGAUGGCAGGAGAACUGGGCGAAAGGGCUGGAGAAAUCUGGCUGGGAGGGAGAGUCUCCCGCACAAAGAAGAGGCGCUAAUAAAGCCCAGCAGGGGAAGAAAGUUUUGUGAAUACUUUCUAUCCGUGGAUGCUCCCCAGAUCCCACUAUUUCCAAGGAGCCCAGCUGGGACAGCUGGACGCAGCCGGGCAAGGUGCUGGCUGAUGCAGCCCCAUUUGGGUCACUUGGGCCUGAGCUCGGCAUAGCCAGGGUUCAGCCCCAAAGAGACAUCAGACCCUGCUUCCCUAGGAAAUCCCCACCCAUUAGGAGCUGUUCCCAGCAGGAAUGCUGUGUGGUGGUGCACGAGGGAUGGGGCUGCGUCUUCGGGCCGGGCAUCAGAGAUGGGAAGGUUCAUUCUGGGUCUGGUCGAGGGCAGGGAGGAGGGUGCGUUUUAGCACGAGUCAGCUGCAAAGUGUCCUGGUCACCACAUGGAUGUGACCCUGCUCGUUGCCCACAGAGGACAUGAGAUGGUCCUUCUGUUUCUAUACUGCCUCUGGGUGGGAGAGCCCAUGGCAGAGCCCAGGCUGGGUUGCUGCAGCCUUGCUGGCAGGCAGGGAUGGAGCAGGGGGUGUGUCCUGCAUCUCAGAUUGAUUUCAGCACCUUGUGAGGGCCCAAGUAUCCCAUAGUUGAGGACUGUAGGAGUUUUGUGGCUUCUGGUCUGUUGAGGUGAAGCAAAACCAAGCAGAGCCCCAUGAGCAAAGCUACUUCCUACCUGGCUGGAAGAAGGAAGUACCGGGCAUCUCAUGGGAAGGACAGGUUUCCUGACGUUUCCAGCCCAUUUCCAGACCAAAGAGGCUCUGAGAAGUAGCUGAAUGUUUGAUUUCUGCUUUGACUUGAAUCUCAGAGCUUUGGGGUGAUGUUUACACGCUCUCAUUUACCUGUUACCAAAGUCCCACAGAUACAAAGCCCGCUGUCCCUUGGUUGUUAUCGGGCAGGAGAGAUGAUGGUCAUGGAAGAUGCAGGGAGUGUUUCCCGAGCAGAUUUCCUUGCUGUUGCCACCCAGAAAAGGUAGGACUGUGCUCUUUUGACUGUUCCUCACAGCAUCUGUCUAUUUUCAGUCUAGUUUACACCAGCCUGAGGACUCGGACGUGCGACAGCUCAGCAAAUAGGGAUGUGACUCCUGGUUUGUUCUGCUGGGACGUGAGCGGUGUAGCUGCUUUGCUGACUGGGGCAAGCACGCCGCCAGCCCGAGGGAGGGAGCACGGUCCUGUUCCUGCCUCGAGACAGCCGGAUCCAGUUCGCUCUUAAGGAAAUUAGAUUUUUCAUGUACUGCCAAGAGUUAAGCUAAUUCCAGGCGCCUCUCUCGGAGAUAGGCUGCAUCCAAUCUUGGAACAACUCAUCUAGAGAGAGAAGAAUAGCCCAGUGUGGUGCGUCAGCAAGUGGCCCUGAGUCACCAGCCCUAUUCAUUGUCUGCUGGGGGACACUGAGCAGCGCCCGAGCCUGCGCGCUCGCAGACGGGGCGGCGGUACGGUCUGGCUCUUCUGCACCGUGCGUGUGUGAAUCCAGCACAAAGACCGUUCUUGAGGGGUACCCGUCCUUCUGCCUGCCCUAAGGCUCCUCUGCACCGCCGGCGAGCAGAGCGAUGGCCCCGUGCUUCGGUGUUGGUCCAGGCUCGGGGGGGUUUGGUGGCACUGGGUGCCGAGGUUUUGUGGUGGGCGAUUUCCACAGAGCUGUGGGAGUGAGGUCAAACAGCCCAAGUCCUCUUCAGGGACUAGGGGAGGUGACAGGGGUUUGCUGGGAUAAGUUAGAAGGGGUGACAAAUGUUUUCAGCUUCCAUAACAUCAGCUGAUGAGCUGCAUCUCAGGAGGUAGGGAGCCGGUGCUAUGUCCCACUGAGUCUGGAAGCUGAGCCCUUUGGGAAGAGGGGGUCUUAGUGUGAUGAGUGAGGAGGUGCCGCUGCAUCAGCCUCAUUAGCUGGGGAGUGUGGAGGCUCUGCAGGGCAGUUUUGCCGUAGCUAGAGGAGAUACACACAUUGUCCAAGCUCCGGCUUCGCAGGAGGUGUUCACUUGAGGAUGAGGUGCUGGGUCAGCCCAGAGGCUGCCGGCUCCGCGGGCAGGGGCAGCGCGGGGUGCGGAGCCGUGCUGGCAGGCGCAGGGCUGGGCUCUUACCUAGUGUGACUGGAAGGAAAGUGCUGAGUCUUCACAGACUGAGGUUUUUGGAAGGAGUUCUUUUAUUUCGCGAGUCUGGGCUGCUGUCAAUAAGUUCUGUGGUUUUAGGGCACCAUAUGCUGCAUUCAACACUUUGCCAAUCUCAUUAAAUGAAUCCAGACCAGGCUGUUCACAGAAGAGGCCGGAGCAGCUGGAAGCGCUGUCUGUCGCAGUCCAGCAUUACAAGCCCAUCGCAUAAAAAUCUUCUCUUUGCUCUGACAUUAGAACCAUAAUAAUCCUCCAUCCAGAUUAGCUUUCUCUUUGCCGUGAAGCAAAACGCCCAGAAAGGAGACGUUACCGUUGUCUUGGUAGGUGCCACUGUCACGGUUGUUACGGCAGCGUGAGGUGGCUGUGCCUGCGAUGAGGAGCGAGAGGCACAGCCCCAGCCCCUCCUGUGCACCCUUCCUGCUCCUGCAGCCACCUGGGACCUUGGAAAACACCAGGAUUUAUCCUACUUGGAGUUCAAAACCGAGACGCUUUCUCCUUUUCAUUCAGUAAUCUUAUUUCUUCUCCCCAAAGAAGGGGCCACACGUUUGGAUUAAUAUGUGAAAAUCCACUUUUCCUUCAGUUUUCCUUUUCCCAACUUUAUGCUCAGACAAAAAUGCCCAUGGGAAAGCAGGGAUUCCUCCCUGUGGAGAGGCUGCCGCUGCUUUGCCCGGGAGGCCGCGGGGCGAUGCUGUCCCCGCGGGAUGCAGGAAUGGGCAGAGUGGGCGGGAGGGAAGGUAGCCCGGCUGGAGCAUUAGCCCUGGGUUUUGCACUUUAAUGUAACUGCCAGUUGUACAAAUUAAUUAAAAAUAACCGAAGAAAAAUCCCAAAGAAAGGCCCUGCUUCCUCUGGUGAAGAUUAAUCAUUAGUUGAGCCUUUUUCUUAUGAAAAUACAGAUCCAUGGAAGCCCCAGGCAAAAGAUUCCCAGGGAGAGCCCUCACCAUUCGUGCUCUGCGUUAGGGAAAUCGCUUUGAAAGCAUCUGACAACUAAAGCAGAACAUGUUGAGUAACUUGGCAACACUCAGAAAACAUCUUGAAAUGGUUUUUGUUCAACACAUUUUGCUUUGCUUCAAUAGGAGAUGUCAGGGCAGUUCAUUCACUGCCACUCAGGACUGCAGGCGAUGCUGGGAGACGGUUCCUCUGCCCACGUUUGAGAAAGGAAAAAAGAAAAUCCCUGAUAUCUGCUGCUCCCGGGGCGGGAUCCUCCUCGGAGAUGUGAUGGAGCUUCCCGUUGCGGAGCCCUGUCCGUCCCUUCUGGCCCGCAGGGUCACCCCCAUGCCGCCUUUGCAGGGGAGGCAGGUGAUGCGCAGGGCGUGAGCAGAGGGACAGGGGGACAGAGGGACAGAGGGACAGGGACCCCCUCCUCAGGGAAGGGCCCUGCCUUGUGCUCAGCCUCAGGAUUGAAGGCUCUGCCCUCAACAAGUCGUGCAGUGGCUUGUGAUGGAUUAGAGUGUGAUCCCUCCUGCCACCCUGGGCAGGACCGCCUGUAGCAUGGAUAGAGACAAAUUCGGGAGAGAAAUGCGCAGAUUCCACAAAAAAAUCCUUGUUAAAAUCUAUGUGAUGUGGCAGACAAUUUUGUUUAUAGACUUCGUGUGCUGCCCUGUGGCUCCCCAUCCACAGGGGCAUAAAUCUUUCUUAAAUCACACUUGAAAGGUGAGGAGGGGCAGCGUCUGACGCGCAGGCAGGACGGACGUUGGUGACCACCCACUUCAGCCCAUCAGACACCCGGCAGGGGGACAGGUACCUACAGCAUGAAACCCACCAUCACUCCUUCCCCUGGAGAAGCCUUUUCCAGGCCUCUGGAUCAUGGCAGCUCAAGGGGGCUGCAGAGAUCCGAGCAUCCUUUAGUCAGGAUUCUGGGAAUGAAGCUUUCUGUGUGUUCUCAGUCUGUGCGGCUCUUUGGGCGACUGCUCCCCAUCCUGCGCGUCGCUGCUGGGAGGGAGAUGGGAAAGCCUGCUCCUCUUGUCCUCAGCGCCAGCCAGGAGUGGGAUUUGAAUGAUGAAAAUCCCAGCGGUUUACACCCUCCGAGGCCGGGUUGGAUGGGGUUUUGAGCAACCUGACCCCAGUGGGAGGUGUUGGAUGGACUUUGAGGUCCCUUCCACCCCAAACCAGUCGAUGAUUGUGUGAUUCCGGCAGCCCCAGGCCAAGAGGCAGUGGUCCGUCUCAAGCAUCCUCCUCAAAGCAGGGCUCUGGGGUCCCACGCGUGGGUGCCUGGGUGGGUGCUGGUCCCGCUGCCUGCGGAGCGCUGGGCACGGGGGAAGGAGGGAGCUCAGCACCAUCAGCUGCUCCAGGGCCGUUUCCACAGGGACCUUCAGUUCUGCGCUGCUGGGAGGGAAGGAGCAGCGGGAACGCUGUGCCCGUACCCAAAGCAUAAAUCAUUUUCAAAUACCAAUAGUAAAAAAAUAAUAAUCAUUCUUUUUAAAGGUUGUUGGGAUUUUCUUGCGGGCCCCGGUGCUGAGAGGCAGGCGAUGGGCUGCCAUGCCAUCCCCAUCCCUCCGGCUGCCUUUUGUGUGCAGCCUAUCCAGUGCUUUUGCUCAAAACAAGGUCAGGAGUGUUUCCCCCUCCCGUUAGCACUUGAUGAUGAUGAUUUUCCUUUUUCAGCCCAGGAAGUUGGCAGCUUCGCUUGUUGGAAACUGAAACUCCCCUCCUCCCCCAAAAAAUAAGUUUGGCUUAUGAAAUUUGGGGUUGGUUUUACCAUUUUUAAACCUAUUUAUUUGGGAACUGUACGUGCUUCAGUUGUGAAACAAAAAGAUGUUUCAAGCCAGACAGCUAUUUUUUUUUUUUUAAUUUGAAACUUGUCAAAACAACCCAUAUUGAUGAUUAUGGCCAAUCUUCUCCCAAUUGAGAAAGGGAUCAGGACCAGCCCUUUCCCACAAAACCUUUCAUUUUUAAAAAAUAAAGUGAAAAAAAAAAUAAUUCCAUGACACUUUUUCUGCUCGCACAGUUGGAACUGGUGGCAGUGGAUUGGGAGAGAAUAGCAAUUUGUAAGGAAUUCCACCCAGCUCUGCUUAAAAUAGCAUCCAGCUGGUUUCUUGGGGGCAGUGGGCUGAGCGGCUCCGGGGUGGAAGCGAAAUGGAGAGCUGCCUUUCUUACGGGGAUGGUUUCGGUCCGAGGGGACACACCUUGGGAACUGCUCGGUCAUGUUCCCCUUGGGAAUUGGCUGCCGAGGUGCUACAGCCUGGGAGGAAGCAUCUCACCUUCUCCAGGUCCUCAGCCGGUGCCCCAGCCAUCCCUCUCCCUAAACCGUAUUUUCUUGUCCAAGCCAAACUGAAUCCGGCUUCCUCUGGCCUCCAGUACCUUCAGACGUCACAGAUACGGGAUGCCUUCAAACCAGGAGAUGCUCCCGCGUGUCCGUGGGAGUUUAAAUUUGGCAGAAAGGGGAUCUGGCAGGGAUGCUGCAAGGUGAGAAAAGCAAACACUGCAGUUCCACGAGGAGUGUUUGGAGGGGAGGGGAUGGAAGGGAGCCCCAAAGGGAGCCCCUUCUCCUCUCGGAGCGUGGGAGAUGCUGCUGCGCUGCUGCCGAGGGGUCCCGGUGGGCGCGGGGGACCCGUCCGGGGUGGCGUUGCCGGGGCGCGAGCUGGGUGCUGCUGACCCAACCCUUCUCAAGUGCUUGUGACAUGUCGGUGGUUACAGAGCUCAGACCUAUGGGGAAAAAAAAAGGUCCUUUUACAGCACGCGGUAGCGGGGUGAAACAAAACCAUACUGCUGAAGUCAAAAUAUUCUUUCUAAUCCCCCUGCCCGGUUUGUCUUUCUUUCCAGCUUUCUCCCUCCGCCUCCCGGCCCCUCCCUCUCUGUUCCCACCCCCCCUUCUGUUUCUCUUUCUCCCCUCUGUCAUAAGAAAGUGACUGUGUCCUCGAGGGGACAGUUUUCUUAUGCCAUUUUAUACACUGUGCUUCAUGUUUAGAACUUUUUUGCACUAGUUCCUAUUACAUUUAUUUUCCAAAAUGGUUUGACAAAAAACAAACAAACAAAAAAAAAAAACCCAACAAAAACACAAAACCAUGCUAUAAUUCAGUUGUAUUAAAAAUAUUAUCCUACUACUCUCUGUGUUCAAUAGUCUCUGUACCUGUAAUGCUUUCAGUUCUGUUGUAUUUUGGGGCAGAGGUUUUCUCCGCUCCGUGUUUAACCCA
Molecule: messenger RNA, 8661 nt
Organism: Cuculus canorus (common cuckoo)
Lineage: Eukaryota; Metazoa; Chordata; Aves; Cuculiformes; Cuculidae
Gene: NALF2
Product: NALCN channel auxiliary factor 2
Exons: 3
Coding region: 123-1391 (422 amino acids)
Biological process (GO): calcium ion import across plasma membrane
Cellular component (GO): plasma membrane
Molecular function (GO): stretch-activated, monoatomic cation-selective, calcium channel activity
Source: RefSeq, a predicted model, not a curated record